UUCGGUUGUGAUCGUUCACUGCAGCACGUAGAUGGUAGACACCAAAUAUCGGUAGGCAGACAUGAAGGCGUUCAUUGUAUUCACCAUGGCCCUGGCCCUUGCCAGCGCAAAGGCAGUCGAAAACUCCAACAAGGAAAAGCGAGGAUUGUGGGAUCUGGGAUCGGCUCAGCAUGAAUCGUACGAGAGCUACGGCUAUGACCAUCAGCAGUCUCAUGGAUACUACGGCAACGACUACGCCGAGAAGGAGGUGAAACAGGUCAUCACCAAGAAGGUCCCAGUUCCAUACCCAGUGGAGGUCGAGAAGCACGUUCCAGUCGAGGUGAAGGUCCCGUACCCCGUUGAGGUUGAGAAGAAGGUCCCGGUCGUCGUUGAGAAGAAGGUCCCGGUGUACGUGGAGAAGAAGUACCCAGUCCACGUUGAUCGUCCAUACCCGGUGGAAGUGAAAUACCCAGUCCAUGUCCCGGUGUACCAGAAGGAGUACGUCGAAGUGCCAAAGCCAUACGAAGUUCAUGUCGAUAAGCCCUACCCGGUGUACGUGAAGGAGCCAGUGUACGUCGAGAAGCCAGUCCCGUUCACUGUCCUCAUCAAGAAGGAGCACAAGAAGCCGUUCUGGGGCUAAUUUUGUGCACUGUACUUGAAGUAGAUGGGCUUGUGCAAAUACAGUAGUAAAUGUAAAAUAUA
Messenger RNA from Anopheles arabiensis, 681 nucleotides. Its product is annotated as mantle protein-like. The transcript is spliced from 2 exons. Bases 62 to 619 code for a protein of 185 amino acids. Lineage: Eukaryota; Metazoa; Arthropoda; Insecta; Diptera; Culicidae. The record is from RefSeq and is a predicted model, not a curated record.